Molecule: messenger RNA, 1224 nt
Organism: Metopolophium dirhodum (rose-grain aphid)
Lineage: Eukaryota; Metazoa; Arthropoda; Insecta; Hemiptera; Aphididae
Exons: 10
Coding region: 475-1191 (238 amino acids)
Source: RefSeq, a predicted model, not a curated record
UUGUAAUACAAUUCCUCAUAAGUAGCAUUAUGUGGUUGUUAAAAUAGAAAAUUUAACAUUUUUAAAAAAAAUUAAUCAGACAUUUCCAAUUUUUAAUUAACUUAUUUUCAAAAAAUGUAAGAUGAAAAAUUAACUAUGUACUACCUUUGAAGAUGUUGGAGAGUUGUAUACUAAGUAUCAAAAUGAUAAUGGCACGGAAACAGAAGUAGAUUUUUAUAAAAACCAACUUCAAAAAAGCUUUGAGGAAAUCGAUUACUUGCGUCAAUAAUAGUGAUUUUAAAACUGGGUACCACGAGCAUUCACUAGGUGUGCUUGUUGAAAACCACUGGUAUAUAAUAUGUAAUAAUAUUAACACUUAAAUUAUAGGUAGAGAAUACAUUUAUUUUGCAUACUUUACUUUAUACUUUAAAAAUACAUUCAGAAUAGGUACAUAUUUUACAUAAUUAUUUACAGCAAUAUCACACAUUGCAAAACAUGUUAGUGGAAAAAAAAAAUGAAAGCAAUCAUUAUGCAAAGGAGGUGGUUCAACUGGACGCAGAAAAUAAGUCCCUCGCAGAUGAAGUUGUUACAUUGAAAGUUAAGGAAAAAAGACUGACUGAAAAAGUUAAAGUACUACAAACAAAAAAUGUAAUUUUGGAAGAAGAAAUUGAAAAUUUAAAACAGAAUGUAGUAGACAAAGAAAACAAAUCCGACACAGAUGAAGUUGUUAUAUUGAAAGUUAGGGAAAAAAGGCUGACCGAAAAAGUUACAUUACUAAAAACAAAAAAUUUAAGUUUGGAAGAAGAAAUUGAAAAUUUAAAACAGAAAUUUGCAGUGAGCCAAUGUGAAUUAAAUGCUCUUACGCAAGCUACUAGCUCAAAUGUAGAUGAAGUAUGUGAAAAAGUAGAAGGUUUAACAAUAGAUACUGCUACAUACUCUGAUCCAGACAUUAGCCAUAUUAGUUAUUCUGAAAAAUGCGAUGAAUGGUGGUGCCCAAAGCACAGUGACUUCAAUGAGAUCUUAAAAAAGAUCUCGCUCAAAGAACAGUCCGUGGAAGAUCGCUAUUUAGUGAGAAAGGCUAAAGCCAGACAUACUUACUGGCAAGGCGAAAAAAAUAAAAAUACACCAAGGUGCCCAAUGCAGGACAAUAAAAAAGGCACACCUAAUCGCUACCAAGCACCAACUUUUUGGCCGAGUCCGCUUCAACAAUAAAUAUUUCUAAAAAAAAAUAAAAUUUAAUUACAU